Aspergillus japonicus CBS 114.51 is the source of this 464-nucleotide messenger RNA. RefSeq lists its product as uncharacterized. Bases 81 to 332 code for a protein of 83 amino acids. The transcript has a single exon. The record is from RefSeq and is a predicted model, not a curated record. NCBI's taxonomy places the organism in Eukaryota, Fungi, Ascomycota, Eurotiomycetes, Eurotiales, Aspergillaceae.
UCCCAACUUCCUGAUAUAAAACAGGUGAUAUCCGCAGUCAAGACGACUUCCUACCGACAAGACAAGAAAAAUCAGUAGUGAUGAUUCUUGAAGCAUAUCCCCUCAUCAAAAGUGCCUGGAUCUCAAGAGGGUGGCCCGCUGGCAAAUGCUUGGCAGCUGCACGCCCCCUACCCCGCAUGAUCUGCACCAGCAUCUUCGGCGCAUUAUUAGCACUCGUAAGUUGUAACGCUGCUGCGCACGACCUGCCCUGCCUUAUCGGUGCUAACGGUCGGAAUGCCGUCGGCGUGCUUAUUAUGCGGACAACACGGCGAGAUUAUAUGAAUUGCCAUUAAUGACAUAAGUUCAAUAGCUUGUUUAUAGAAGCCAGCACUGUGUCCCCUAGCAGACUAUAAAUGCAAAGAAGGAUGCUUCCCUCUACACUCUGGUAAUCGAGAUCGAUUAUGGACGGGCCCAAGAUGUCCCUU